This is a messenger RNA of Medicago truncatula (barrel medic), 2212 nucleotides long. RefSeq names its product probable receptor-like protein kinase At5g18500. Gene Ontology annotation, molecular function: protein kinase activity; ATP binding. The record is from RefSeq and is a predicted model, not a curated record. Gene Ontology annotation, biological process: protein phosphorylation. The transcript is spliced from 8 exons. Lineage: Eukaryota; Viridiplantae; Streptophyta; Magnoliopsida; Fabales; Fabaceae. Bases 272 to 1777 code for a protein of 501 amino acids.
GACUAACUCCCCCAUUCCACAUCACCUACCACUUCUUUAUUAAUCUCACAACACAUUAUAUCUUCUUCGUCGGUUCCUUGCCGUGACAUUCUAUGUUUCAUCUUCCUGUUCUCUAAAGUUUCUUUUUUGAGAUUCAAAUCAGAUACCCUUUGCCAAGAUUCACAAUUCAUCAAUCACUGUUCUUUCAUAUCUAAGAUGAAUUUCACCGCUUCAGAGAUCUAGUAGUGUUUUAAGGAUUUUGGUUUUUGUUAGAUAUAUUAGCAGCAGUUAAAUGGCGUCUAAUCUGAGCUCGAGGUUAUCCAAGAAAACAUCUGUUUUUGGGUUGGAAGUAUGGGAAUUAAUGGGGCUAAUAGUUGGAUUGUUCAUUGUAAUUAUUCUUCUGCUGGUAUCAAUAUGUCUUACUUCAAAAAAGAAAUCUAGAAGAGUUAAUGGCUUGCUUCCCCUGAGCCAUAGGUUAUCCGUUUCAGAAGAGAUCAAAGAUAUUAAAAUGGAUCAGGUUUCAACGAAUAGUCAUCCCCAAAACGGUGCUUUUAUGAGUCUUUAUGACAAGUUCAAUGACAAAGAAUCUGAAAAGAUUUUGCUCCAUACAAAGAAUGGGGAAUAUAGCAGUCAAUCUGGCUCAUUUGUUCACAUCGAGAAAGACGCUGCUGGCUCUCAAUCAGGUGAAGAAAGCGGUGCUAAGUCCGUUUCUGCACACAGGCCUUCUUUAACUUCACCAUCGCCUUUGUCUGGUCUUCCCGAGUUCUCUCACCUUGGAUGGGGACAUUGGUUUACAUUGAGAGACCUAGAACUUGCAACAAACAAGUUUUCAAAAGACAAUAUUAUUGGUGAAGGAGGAUAUGGAGUUGUUUAUCAAGGCCAGCUUAUCAACGGGAAUCCAGUGGCUAUCAAAAAGCUACUUAAUAAUCUUGGACAAGCUGAAAAAGAAUUUAGAGUGGAAGUUGAGGCUAUUGGUCAUGUGAGGCACAAGAAUUUGGUUAGACUUUUGGGUUUUUGCAUUGAAGGCACUCACAGGUUGUUGAUUUAUGAGUAUGUUAAUAAUGGAAACUUGGAGCAAUGGCUUCAUGGUGCCAUGCGGCAAUAUGGUUAUCUUACAUGGGAUGCCCGGAUUAAAAUUCUUCUUGGAACAGCCAAAGCGCUGGCUUACUUGCACGAGGCAAUUGAGCCGAAAGUUGUCCAUCGAGAUAUCAAGUCAAGUAAUAUUCUUAUUGAUGAUGACUUCAAUGCCAAAAUAUCUGACUUUGGACUAGCCAAGUUACUUGGUGCCGGAAAAAGUCACAUUACGACUCGAGUAAUGGGUACUUUUGGAUAUGUAGCUCCAGAAUAUGCCAAUUCUGGCUUACUAAACGAGAAGAGUGAUGUGUAUAGCUUUGGCGUAUUGCUCCUUGAAGCAAUUACAGGAAGAGAUCCAGUGGAUUAUAACCGCUCAGCAGCUGAGGUAAAUUUGGUUGACUGGCUGAAGAUGAUGGUAGGUAAUAGGCACGCGGAAGAGGUGGUGGAUCCAAACAUUGAGACGAGACCAUCAACAAGUGCCCUUAAACGAGUCCUUUUGACUGCUUUGAGAUGUGUUGAUCCAGAUUCUGAAAAAAGACCAAAAAUGAGUCAAGUGGUUCGCAUGCUUGAAUCGGAAGAAUAUCCCAUACCUAGAGAGGAUCGCAGACGCAGGAAGAGUAAUGCCAGAAGUACUGACGUGGAGAUGCAAAAGGAGGCUUCUGAUACAGAUAAGAGUGAUCAUCCAGAUUCCAAGUCCAACGGAAGAAGGAAUCAAAGGAAGUAAAACCAUGGAUCACAAAGCUAGAAGCACCUAUUUCAGGUUAAGGUACGCACACAAGUGAAUGUGCCAUUUUUGCAUUCUUUCGUACGGACCUGUGCGAGUUAUGAUAACUGCCCCAUUUUACAUAAAAUUCAUGGAGCUGGAUCAGAGUUUGUGAUGGUUCAUAUAUACCUAUUUGGUUGCUAUAACUUGGAUCAUGUAGAUGUUAGGAUGUAGAUCCCUUACACCAGUUUCUACUUUGUACAGUUCAAUGCUAUUCAUACUUUUCCUUUUGUGUUUCUAUUUGUUUCGUCAUUCAUUAGGAUUGUAAAGUAAUUGAUGAUUCCUUGUGUAAGAUGAUAAGAAAAUUAUAUAAAGCGUGAAAGAGAAGGACACAAAAUAUGUGCCUUAUUGUUGUCUAUAAUUGUUGCAAUGGAAAUUUGUUUGAUUAUUGUGGAA